AUGUCUGGCUAUCCGGCCUUGAAUUUUCUCACCAAGUUGGUUCAAACACUCACGGAUGCCCUUGCGCGCCACAUCCAAGGCUACCAAGAGAUGGCCGCAGCAGGUUUUUCAGUGUAUGACCUUUGGCAGGCUGGGUGCCCGCUGGUUACAUUGAAACUCUUUGGCUUUCGCGUUCAGCAGUUUCGAGAAUCAGGAUUCGAUUUGAUAUUGAUCAGAGAUGCUGGAUUCAGCAAAAUGGACAUGAUCUACGGAGGCUACUCCAAGGACGAGGUGCUUGCAGCCUUUGCCAGUUUUCAAAAUCCACUGGCACAGUAG
Durusdinium trenchii is the source of this 315-nucleotide messenger RNA. Lineage: Eukaryota; Dinophyceae; Suessiales; Symbiodiniaceae. The record is from the annotation of a GenBank genome assembly.